This is a messenger RNA of Aureobasidium vineae, 825 nucleotides long. The record is from the annotation of a GenBank genome assembly. NCBI's taxonomy places the organism in Eukaryota, Fungi, Ascomycota, Dothideomycetes, Dothideales, Saccotheciaceae.
CCUCACUCAGACUAUAUCGCAAUCAUGGGUCUUGAAUACAGCACCGCCAAAUGGCUCGCACCUGCAUCGUUCAUCUACGACUUUGCGCUCCAGCAGUAUGGACUUAACAGCACUCCUUCGAUGAAGCAGAUCAACGACAGAAACAUUUCUUUCUGGAGCCCUCAGCCUUACUUCAUCGGAGGCUUCUUUGCACCUCAGCAGAUUGUACAGAUUGCAUGGUUGUACCGUCUGUGGAAGCUUGAUCCCAGCAAGCCCAAAGAGAAGAGCGAGUUGGACCAGAUUGUCAACUUUGUCCCUUACUACGCCCUCGGUAACUUCUGCAUUGGAACCUGGAUGUUCUUUUGGAAUAGCGAGCAGCUCAAGAUCUCCAACAUGUUCGUUGUCGUCAACUCCCUCAGCCAGCUUUACUUCAUCUUCACCAAGCUCGGCCCCAUGAACACCAAGUCCCUCUCGUCCGUCCUUACGCACGUCAACGCGAAGACCUUUGCCGGUAUUGGUGUCCUCGACUUCCUUCACAACCUCAGUGUUGCAUACUACAAGGAUGCCCUCCCUAGCCCCGCCAUCAAGGCCAUCACCGGCGCCGGUUUCGCCGGUCUCGCUGCCUGCAGCGACUGGAUCUUCGGUGGAUGCCUCGUCUACGAUCUUGUUGCCUUGAGCGUUGGCCAGGCCACCGUGGGCAACCCCGACUGGAGCAAGAUGUUGGGUGGAUUUGCCGUCAUGACUGCCGGCAUUGUUGGCCUGAGAAACUACUUUAUCCCUCCCUACGUCAGUGAGCCCGGAUACGCUCUUGCAGAUGACGAUGACACUUUUGAUGAUCGUGUUUGA